Messenger RNA from Parnassius mnemosyne (clouded apollo), 1692 nucleotides. NCBI's taxonomy places the organism in Eukaryota, Metazoa, Arthropoda, Insecta, Lepidoptera, Papilionidae. The record is from the annotation of a GenBank genome assembly.
AUGAGUGUACCGGCGUACGACCCUGGUCCAGAGCAAUUUCAACAGUUUCCACCAAAUAGAAUUAUUGUAAUACACCCUGGCUCACUCUACGUAAGAAUAGGCAGAGCAUCUGACUUACUUCCAGUUAAACAAUUACACUGUAUUGCUAGAAAACGACGUCCGGAUGGGAAAAUAUACCGAGACCCGUUCGUGCCGCCAAGUAUACCCAAAACUAAAGAACUAAUCGAGGAAUUAGAAGAGUGUCGCCUCCAAAUAUCACACACUCUUCAGUCCUGUAUGCAGUCCAAUGGAGCUCGAAGAUAUGCUACUCCUCCACAGCAAAUUGCUGCUUUCAAUAGAAGGUCUUUGCCAGAAUUCGUUAGUGAUGGAGAACCAUGGCCACAAGUUGAGUGUGACAUUAUUGUUGGAGAUUUAGUAUUAGAUAUAGAUCCAGAACUUGCAUAUAACAUACAUUUCCCUUACAAAAGAGGUGACUUCAAUAUCCAUUCUGAAAUUGGUGGUUCUAUCUCAUCAGUAUUAAACGAUUUGUACACAAUAUGGAGUUCAAUUAUUGAAUAUAAACUUGGUAUACCACUUAUAGAGCUAGUGAAGUAUAGGUGUGUAUUGCUAAUACCUGAUAUUUACUCUAGAAGCCACUUGAAGUGUUUGAUGUCAUUAUUACUAAAAGAUUUAGGAUUUGGUCACUGUUUUCUGGUGCAGGAGAGUGUAGGGGCAACAUUUGGUGCUGGCAUAGGAUCUGCAUGUGUAGUAGAUAUUGGAGACCAAAAAACUGCAAUAUCAUGCGUUGAAGAUGGCAUUUCACAUAAAGCAACUAGGUUGAGAAUGGACUACGGAGCUGGGGAUGUCUGCCAGACAUUAUCUUGGAUGUUCCAUAAAAGUGCCUUCCCUUAUAAGAAUUGGAAUGAAAAUAUCCCAAGAGAUGUAAUGUUGAUGCGUAAUCUUUAUCAAAAUUUUUGUCAUGUGAACCUUGAUGUAUGUGGCCCACAAGAGAAAACAUUUUUGGUAGAUCACCCAGGAGAUAUUAUCAAUAAAUAUACACUGCAAGUAGGUGAUGAAUGCAUUAUAUCACCACUUUCAUUAUUUUACACAGAUCUGUUAAAAAUCACAGGUCCAAAGACAACAAAAAUUCAGAAUCGUCAACCUAGCGAUCCUGAAGAUCCUUUUGAUGCUGAGUUUCUCAGAGAAACUGGAAGGAAACGAGAAACUGCUGAUCCAACUGCAAAUGAAAGUCAACAGUUUGAAACUGCAAAUGAAGCACAGCCAACAAAUAAUGCUGAUGAGGAUAUUGUUGUUGAUACAUUAGAAGGGGGCCCCGGAGACAUAGUAUCAUUAGCACCUGGACAGGUUUUGGGCCUAGACGCAGCCAUACUACAGAGCAUAGAUAGAAGUUCUAGCGAAGAGUUAAAGAGAAAGAUGUAUAGCAGUAUUUUAAUUGUCGGAGGUGGUGUAAAAGUUCAUGGAUUAAAUUUAUGGUUGCAAAACCGCUUAGCCCUUCAAAUACCUUACACAUACAAGACUGAACAGCUGGAAAUAGUUACAUCACCUAAGGAUAUUGAUCCAGCCAGUACAGUGUGGAAAGGAGCUGCAGUUAUGUCCUGCUUAGAGUCUGCAAUAGAAUUAUGGAUUAAUCAGAGUGAAUGGAACAAAUUUGGUUUGAAGAUAUUGAGAGAAAGAGCACCAUUUAUUUGGUGA